CGGCCGGGCCGAGGGGGAGGAGCCGCGGGCCAUGGCGGGGAGCGGCUGACGGCCCUGAGCGGCGGUCACAUGUUAUUCCUUAGUACUUUGUCCAAAAGGAAGAAAUAGCCACUAACAGGAGCAGCAGAGCAGAUUGCCUCUCCUCCAGUCUGGUUAUGCAGUAACAAUGGAGACUUCUGAUGAAGAAAACUUCAGUGUAGCCAUCUCCUCCCCUUCUGACGCAGAGUUUGAUGCAGUUGUUGGGUAUCUGGAAGAUAUCAUCAUGGAUGAUGAUUUCCAGUUAAUACAGAGGACUUUUAUGGAGAAGCACUACCAGGAGUUUGAUGACUCAGAAGAAAACAAGCUUGUCUAUACAUCUAUUUUUAAUGAAUAUAUCUCUUUAGUAGAGAAAUACAUUGAAGAAAAGUUGCUUGAUCGAAUUCCCGGUUUUAAUAUGACUGCUUUCACAAUGUCAUUGCAACAGCGUAAAGAUGAAAUGGCAGGUGAUAUAUUUGAUAUGCUUCUCACAUUUACUGACUUUCUGGCUUUCAAAGAAAUGUUCUUGGAUUACAGAGCUGAAAAAGAAGGUCGAAGCCUGGAUUUAAGCAGCGGGUUAGUGGUGACUUCAUUAAAUAAAUCAUCAAUAUCCUCCUCCUAGAACAGUUUAUGUACUACUUUCCUUCUCCAGAUGAGUGCUGCUGCUUUCAUGUGGACAUUAAAACACUAAGGGUCGUGGCAGUCAGGGUGCUUCUACACGACGAAAACUCAUUCACCCUCCUGCCUAUACCUUCAGAGGCCCGAUCCUAAAAACAUCUGUUUGUGAAUUCUGGUUGGUAUUCAGUGACCACAGAAGAAGACAAUUUCACCUCUACCAGAGUAAUUGUUUUUAAUAAAUACACAGUAUUUGUACACCAGGCUAACCGUGGCGUGUGCUGAGAAGCCCAGCACACUGUGAGGACAACGAAUAGGCCUGUGCGUGUGUUAUUUGGGUUGGCAUCUUCACCAUCUCCCCAAAAUGUAGAACUCGGAAUCAAGAAGGCAGUGCAGAAAGAGUACAUCCCUCCAGCUCUUGGAAGGACAGGUGCAAAUACAUAACCUCUGAGUUCCUCCCCAUCAAUGUCUUGUUGUUUUGGGGUUUUUUUAAAUACUUUAAUAUGAUCUUCAGUCCUACAGCUUUCUAAUGGAAGAAUGUGUUUUAAUAUGUAGAUAUUCUAGCGUAAGACUCUUUCAUCUCUGACAGUUGGUAUGUUGUUGUGUAAAUCUGUCUGCUCUCUGGCUUUAUAAGUCUUAUCCUUAAUAGGCAAAGUUCUCCGAAUCACUUUUGUUUGGACCCCAGCUAUCCUACAUUGGAAAAAACAACCACGAUAAACCAAAAUCUGGUCUAUGUAA
Tyto alba (common barn owl) is the source of this 1368-nucleotide messenger RNA. RefSeq names its product ADP ribosylation factor like GTPase 2 binding protein (gene ARL2BP). The transcript has 7 exons. Gene Ontology annotation, cellular component: mitochondrial intermembrane space. The coding region runs from base 167 to 637 and encodes 156 amino acids. The record is from RefSeq and is a predicted model, not a curated record. Lineage: Eukaryota; Metazoa; Chordata; Aves; Strigiformes; Tytonidae. Gene Ontology annotation, biological process: maintenance of protein location in nucleus; positive regulation of tyrosine phosphorylation of STAT protein.